Messenger RNA from Penicillium salamii, 1014 nucleotides. The record is from the annotation of a GenBank genome assembly. NCBI's taxonomy places the organism in Eukaryota, Fungi, Ascomycota, Eurotiomycetes, Eurotiales, Aspergillaceae.
AUGCGUCGCUUUAUAUUGCUUACAGCUGUUGCCCUAACUGGGAUCAACCCCGUCUACUGCGCGACCAGCGACAAUGCUAUACACAGCGUCCCCCAAUAUAUAGUAGACUAUGCACCAUUGGUGUGGCUCCACAGCCAGGAGACAUACAUGCCAAGCGAUAUCCAACAACAGGUCAUCAAUACCGUACCAAAGAUCAACUGGACUUCCAUCGAAGGCGUUCAGAGUCCCCUAGACCUGAAUAACCUCGACACAUUGAAUGGCCUCGGCAAUGCCAGUGUGUAUCUGACCUCCCAUGAUGGAAUCGAGGCCAAUCCACAGCCGGCGUGGUUUCGGGGUAUAACUCCAGACCAAGAUGGACGCCUGGGAAAUGGCACCGGAAGUGCCAUUAUCAUUGCAGACCGUGGAAAUGGGACGGUCGAUGCUUUCUACUUUUACUUUUAUGCAUUCAACAAGGGUGACAAAGUCUUGAAGAUGGAAUUCGGUGAUCAUAUCGGUGACUGGGAACACAACAUGAUCCGUUUCAAAAAUGGAAAUCCCACAGCAAUCUGGUACAGUCAACAUGCCAGCGGCCAAGCAUUCACCUACCACGCCGUCGAGAAGGAUGGAAAGCGGCCAUAUGCCUUCUCGGGAAACGGAACGCAUGCCAAUUACGCAACCUCCGGACAACACGACCACGCAAUUCCAGGCAUUAAUCUCCCCGUGGGCUUCGUGAUGGAUUACACAGACCGUGGCAGAGUCUGGGAUCCCACGCUGAACGCAUAUUUUUAUACGCACGACUCGAACACGACUAAAUUCGAGGCUGUAAACUCGAAAGAUCCAGUGGCUUGGUUGAAUUUCAAUGGAAAAUGGGGAGAUGACCAGCCGCCGGGAGAGCCGGAGAUAUUCGGUGAAGCUAAGAAUGUGGCUGGACCCAAUGGGCCGAAAUUCAAGGGGUUGGGAAGAAAGCUCGUCUGUCCUUCUAAGCCGUGUAUUGUGCUUCCGUUCAGGAUUUGGUCUGGAAAUUCGACAGAAUGA